This is a messenger RNA of Bombyx mandarina (wild silkworm), 507 nucleotides long. It is a transcript of the gene ND-B14.5B, whose product is annotated as NADH dehydrogenase (ubiquinone) B14.5 B subunit. Gene Ontology annotation, cellular component: mitochondrial inner membrane; respiratory chain complex I. Lineage: Eukaryota; Metazoa; Arthropoda; Insecta; Lepidoptera; Bombycidae. The record is from RefSeq and is a predicted model, not a curated record. Gene Ontology annotation, biological process: mitochondrial electron transport, NADH to ubiquinone.
AAAAACAUUAUUACCUACCUACAUUGAAAAUUCUGAAAUUCGAAUCUGAUUCUGAAGAAACCAGAGUAGAUAUCCAAUUUCGAAAAUGUCGCUGCAUAUGUCUGCCCAAGAACUCCUAAAAUUAGGAGAUGAAGGACGACAAAAACCUUUUCUAAACAAAUAUUGGCCUGAAAUAAUAGGAGUUACGUUUGGUAUUGGCACAGGAAUGUUUCUAAACUUCCAGACUAAACGGCCAGUGUUCAGCGGUAUCCAAAAACAUAUAAUUGCAACUGGAGGUUGGGUCAGCAUUUUAAGUUAUGUACAGCAUAAACGGAAUGAAUAUUUAGCAGAAAAGGAUGCAGUAUACAGGCAUUAUAUAGAAUUACACCCAGAUGAUUUCCCUGUUCCUGAACGUAAGAAGAUUGGUGACUUGUUUGAACCUUGGAUCCCAGUUCGUUAAAUGUAAAUUAAAUAUUGAGUUGUUGUGAAAUGUAAAAAAAUGUAAAAUAAAUAGUUUUCAGUAAUUUA